Molecule: messenger RNA, 789 nt
Organism: Suillus paluster
Lineage: Eukaryota; Fungi; Basidiomycota; Agaricomycetes; Boletales; Suillaceae
Product: NAD(P)-binding protein
Exons: 6
Coding region: 1-789 (262 amino acids)
Molecular function (GO): oxidoreductase activity, acting on the CH-OH group of donors, NAD or NADP as acceptor
Source: RefSeq, a predicted model, not a curated record
AUGACUUUGCUCGCAGACAAGAUCGUGUGUAUAACUGGUUCGUCUCGAGGUAUUGGGCGAGCAUGCGCGGUUGAAUCAGCUAAACAUGGUGCUACCGGUUUAACACUGCACUAUUUUGGAGACGAAGAAUCCGAAGCGGAGCUCCAGUCCCUGAAAGAAGAGAUAUAUGCGACGAGUCACGGUCAUUGUCGAGUCGUCGGUGUGCCCGGCGAUAUCGCAGAUUCGGAGACUUCACAAAAGAUUGUCAAAGCAGGUGUUGAGGCGUUCGGGCGAAUCGAUGUGCUCGUCAGCAAUGCGGGCAUAUGUCCAUUCGCCGAAUUCUUGACGAUGCCCCAUGCUACAUGGGAACGUACCCGACAAGUCAAUCUGGACGGCUCCUUUUACGUGGUGCAAGCUGUCGCAAAUCAAAUGAAGAGCCAGGUUCCUCAAGGCGGGUCUAUCAUCGGUCUGGCUUCCAUUUCAGCGCUUGUGGGCGGUGAAUUUCAAUGUCACUACACGCCGACAAAGGCCGGUAUUCUGUCGAUGAUGCAAAGUUGCGCUAUCGCUCUUGGAAAGUAUAACAUACGCUGCAACGCCAUACUUCCUGGCACUAUUGCUACAGACAUCAACAAAGAGGACCUUGCGAAUAAAGAGAAGCGGGAAUACACUAUCAAACGGACUGUGCUCGGGAGACUUGGCGCUCCCGACGAUGUAGCAGGGCCUGUGGUGUUCCUUGCCAGCGAUCUCGCAAAGUAUGUCACCGGCGCGCAACUGCUAGUGGAUGGUGGGCUAUUUGUUAAUCUUCAGUGA